CGGCGGGAGGGGGCGUCUUCCGGGAGCCUGAGCUGAGGGGAGGAGCGGCCGCCGUGCGGCAGUCAAAGCUGCGCGGGGUUGCUGGUUACGACUGAGUCUCUUUGCCAGCCAAGCCACCUGGGGAGGGGUCAGGGCCAUCAGGAUGCUGUGAAGGUCUGAAGAUUGUGUUAAGACUUUGUUAAAGUGAGUCAAAAACAAGGAUUUUGUGGAUUACUAUAGUGUUGAGUGUGAAGGCAAUCCCGGAAGCUCACUAUGUCAGGGAAACGGAAGCGUGUGGUGUUGACUAUUAAAGAUAAGCUUGAUAUAAUAAAGAAACUUGAAGAUGGAGGUUCUUCCAAACAACUGGCUGUGAUUUAUGGAAUUGGUGAAACAACAGUUCGGGAUAUUAGAAAAAAUAAAGAAAAGAUUAUAACUUAUGCAAGCAGUUCUGAUUCUACAAGUCUUCUGGCUAAGAGGAAAUCUAUGAAACCAUCCAUGUAUGAGGAACUAGAUAAAGCAAUGCUGGAAUGGUUUAAUCAACAGAGAGCAAAAGGGAAUCCCAUAUCUGGAUCAAUUUGUGCAAAAAGGGCAGAAUUCUUCUUUUAUGCUUUGGGAAUGGAUGGUGAUUUUAACCCCUCAGCUGGUUGGUUAACUCGAUUUAAGCAGCGGCACAGCAUUAGAGAGAUUAACAUUAGAAAUGAGAGGUUAAAUGGAGACGAGACUGCUGUGGAAGAGUUUUGUAACAACUUUCGAGAUUUUAUUGAACAAGAGAACUUGGAACCUGAACAAAUCUACAAUGCAGAUGAAACUGGACUGUUUUGGAAGUGUUUGCCAUCCAGGACUUCAAUAAUGAAAGGUAAAUGUACUAUUUCUGGGCACAAGUUGGUUGAAGAAAGAGUUACUAUCAUGUGUUGUGCCAAUGCAACAGGUUUGCACAAGCUUAAACUUUGUGUUGUGGGCAAGGCAAAGACUCCUCGCUCCUUCAAGUCAACUGACACUUUAAACCUACCAGUCUCUUACUUUAGCCAAAAAGGUGCAUGGAUGGAUCUUUCCAUUUUCAGACAAUGGUUUGAUAAGAUCUUUGUGCCACAGGUUCGAGAGUACUUAAGAUCCAAAGGUUUGCAAGAAAAAGCUGUACUUUUGCUGGAUAAUUCACCAACACAUCCGAAUGAAAAUGUCCUUCGUUCAGAUGAUGGCCAAAUAUUUGCUAAAUAUUUGCCACCCAAUGUGGCUUCACUGAUUCAGCCCUUGGAUCAGGGAGUCAUAGGAGCAAUGAAGAGAAACUAUCGUGUAGGUCUUCUUCAGAAGAAUUUGGAAGAAGGUAAUGACUUAAGAUCAUUCUGGAAGAAGCUGACUCUGCUGGAUGCACUUUAUGAAAUAGCAAUGGCAUGGAACUUAGUAAAACCAGUUGCUAUUAGCAGGGCUUGGAAGCCAAUUCUUCCUACUAUUGAGGAGAAAGAAAGCUUGGACUUCAAUGACGAAGAUAUUUCUGUGGCUACUGUGGCCACCAUUUUACAACAUACCAAAGGAUUAGAAAAUGUGACUACUGAAAACAUUGAGAAAUGGUUUGAAGUAGACAGUACUGAACCAGGUUAUGAAGUAUUAACUGACAGUGAAAUCAUCAGAAGAGCACAAGGUCAGACAGAUGAUUCUAGUGAAAAUGAAGAGGAGGAAAUAGAACUAAUUCCAGAGAAACAUAUAAAUCAUGCAGCUGCUCUCCAGUGGACUGAAAAUUUGUUGGGUUAUCUAGAACAGCAAGGUGACAUGAUUCUACCUGAUAGACUGGUAAUACGUAAACUUAGAGCCACCAUUAGAAAUAAACAAAAGCUGACAAACGCAAGCCAAUAAUGGUAUUUUAAUUUAAUCAUUUUUGUUUUGGUAAUUAAGCUUACCAUGCUUAUUGUCUUUGCAAUAUGUUUUAGUUUUGUUUUCUGAAUUCUCAGACAUAACCUGUGAGUUACAGAUUAAAAAAAAUUGUAUAGUAGCUUGGAAAUGUGUUUUCAUUAUCUGUUUUAUCUCUUUAUUUGUGCAGAUAAUCAGAACCUGAUUUUGUAUAGAUACCAAUGUAAUUCAGUUGUAUAAAUCUGUAGUCAUCUCUUCAAGAGCAAUGGCAUCCCCAACUUCUCUAGCAAAAGUUAGAAAUAAUAGUGAACAGAAUUAAGCACUUUCCUAAAACCUUUUGCUUAAAUUUUGAGGGCUGCCACAGUAUUCUUACUCUAUCAUAAAUACUUGCUUUAUGUAUGUGUACAGCUUGACAGGAUGAGAAAGAUCUGUAUCAUUAGAUUUCAGGAUGAUCUAUAAAAAAUGAAGUUUAGUAAUAGUGGGGAAAUAAAGAUCUAUUAAUGAUAAAAAUAACUUACUCUUCUGUUUUACGUUUGUGUGGCUGGAAAGAAGAGAUUUUUCUGGAUAUAAGAAGUAACUGCUAAAUGAGAAACUAGGAAAACAUACAUAAAAGAUAUUCUGAUUAAUUCUUUGUAGGAAAUGAAGUUAAAAUUUUGGAAACUUCAGAUUAUUUAUACAAAGAACAAAUAUGCUUGUUUUAAUUUGAUUUUUUAUUAUAAAUUGGGUACUAGUAUACAUUUAUUAUUUAAUUAUACAGAUUUCUUAAUGCUUCAUGUAAUGAAAGAACUCCCAACGUCUUGGGAAUUUUAAAGUAUGAUUUUUUUAUUUACUGAAUAUUUAGAAAUAUUACCUAUGACUUGAAAAAUUUUGUCCUACUUGGCUGUAAUUUGAUACAAAAAGGAAAAUAAAAUUUUUAACAUUUAAAGUAAAUCAUAUUGGUAUCUUUUUAUGAAAAAAGCAAAAGUUAACUAUGGAAAGUGCAAGAUAGAAAUUGCAUUGUUUAUUGUUUUGAUAGUUGUAAAAAAGGAAUUGUGAAAUUUAAUAUAGGUAAGAAUUAUAAAUUUUAAUAAACUUGAACAUUUUGAAAAUAAUUUGCUUAUAUUAAAAUUAAUAUAAUUUAUAAUGUAAAAGCAAAACAUUCCCAUAUUACGUUUUAGUCUAGUUUUUUUUUUUUUUUUUUUUUUUUUUUUGUACCCAGGAUUGAACUCACAACCUUGUAUUUGCCAGGCAGGCACUUAUGCCACUGAGCCAAAUCCCUGGCCCUAGUCUAAAAUUUUUUAAGUUAUCAUUCUCAUUUUUGAAACGUUUAACAUUUUUGAUGAACUACUUAAUGCCUUUUUCCAAAUUUUUAAAAAAAUUUUCAGCUUUCUGUAAUUUGCUAUCUUUGUUACGUGUAUAUAUAUUUUUUUCAAAAGAUUUUUGAUGAAAUUAUUUAAAAAUUGUGUUCAUUGUGUGAAUUGUCUAUGGUUAGUGGGGAAAGGCAUAAGAAUUGAACAUACAUACUGAGUCAUAAUAAAUUCUACUAUUAUAUAGGAAAUAAUUUUUCUAAAUGAAAAUUAGGUACUAAAAAGGUUCUUAAAAUUUUUGUCUGUAUUUCUUCACUGUUUCUGAAAUUAAUGUUUCUGGUGAAAUACAGUUGUAUCAUUGCCACCUAGUGGUAAUAUUAUUGUUACUGUUAAGCUCUGUAGUUUUAAAUGUUAAUAUCCAGUAAAAGGUUCACUGUUUGUGGAUUUGAGUGUGAAUCUUAUGACUUUCUCUAGAUUGAGAGGCUGCUCUUGGGUUUACCAGUGUUUGCUUUUCUCUGAAAUUUAAAUUAGUAGGCUAAUGUUCAGUUUUGGAUUGUUCUUUCCUUAAUUCUAAAAGUUGCCAGUUGCUGACUGUUAUUUUGUAUUCUAAGUAGUCUAUUUGUAUCAUUUAAUAUUGAUGCUUAUUUUGUAUUUUUUUUCUGGUACUGAUAAUCGAGCUCAGGACCUUGAGUUUGCCAGUCUUUCUUAUAUUCUUAAUUGUUGUAGAUCACUUGCCUGUAAGAAAGAAUUUGUAUUUGACUCUAAAGCCUGUGCUUCUGUUAUUCAUAUUACAUUGACCUCUUUACUUUUUUCUAGUCCUUGGCACUUAUCCUUUGCACUGCUCCUUCAUGACUUGCCACAAGGAUCUGAAUUUGUCUCAGUUCAUCUGUGGCAGCUGUGACUUCUUCCGUUAUACUUUUGAGAAAUUAGUAUUCUCUACUCUGUGGUGUUUCUAUCUUUUUUGCCUUGGUACUGGAGAAUAGACUCAGGCUUGUCAAUUCUAGGCAAGUGUAUUACUACUGACCAGUAUCCACUUACUCUAUAUGUAUAUGUGUGUGUAUGUGUGUAUACAUACUUAUAUAUAUAAAUGUGAGACUUGGUCUUGCUAAAUUGCUCAGGCUGGACUUGAACUAGCAAGGUGGUCACAGGUAUGCACCACUGUAUCCUGGAAUUACAGAUAUAUGGCAUUGUACCCUAUUCCUAUUAAGUUCCCUCAUAAUUCAGGUAACUUCAGCUGUUGAAACUACCACCUGUAUUUUAGAAACUUAACAAGCUCUUUUUUCUUAACAAUCUAAUAAUGUAAGACUUAGCAAAAUUUAAAUUCUUCAAAUUUAAAACCAAUUGAAUUUUCUUUAAAUGAUCCUUAGACCCAAGCUUGUUCAAUCUGGUGAUUUUUGAAUCUACCAAACCCUGAGAAUCUUCUGCAUCCAAUUAGCAGAUAGGAAAGAGAAAAUAAACUUACCUGCUUUUUAAAUUCCUCGUCCCAGAAGCUGUUCCUUUUACUGUCUUUUGCCAAGAACUAGUUACUAGGCAUAGAUAUAACGUUGGGACUGUAUUGGAAUGGUAGAAGUUGCUAGCCAUGACAACUUUCUAGAAUGGAAAGGGGAGGCAAACAUAUUGGUAAAUAAUUAGUCCUUUCUAAAACAAAACAAAAAUAGAUUUGUCACAGUUAUUCAAGAAUUUUAAAAAAUAGAAUCUGUACAUGAGUCUUGCUUCUUGAGGAUUUAAUUUAUUUGGUCUAGGAUGACCAUGUUUUUUAAAAAAUUUCUUAGUAUCUUAAUGCAGCUACAGUUGAGUAUGUCACAAUUUGUGCAAUUUGUACAAACAAUGUAGAAGAUGUGAGGCAAAAAAAAGAAUGGUUUCAUUUGAUGGAAGAUGAAAUAAGACUAUAAAAUCAAAAUAAUGAGGGAGCUAGUUACAUGCUGUAGUUUGAAAUUCAUAUUCAGACAUAAUUGCCAUGUAAAGAGAUCUUUAAGAAGUGAUUAGACCAUGGCAUCUCUACUCUUACAUUUAGAUUUUAGUGUGGCAAUAAAAAUGACUUUAAAUCUAAUGUGGAAAUGAAAAUGGCUUUUCAUAUAGAGGGAUUGCUAUUUUAAAUAGGUGUCAAUCACCUUGAGGAAGCACAAACCCUAUUGGCAAAGGCCCUGUUCUGUAUUCCUAUCCCCUUGCUAUGUAACUUGCUUCCCCAUUUGAUGCAGAUUUAAUAAAUUUUACCUGAGAAAUUA
This is a messenger RNA of Cavia porcellus (domestic guinea pig), 5332 nucleotides long. It is a transcript of the gene Jrkl, whose product is annotated as JRK like. The transcript is spliced from 2 exons. Gene Ontology annotation, molecular function: DNA binding. The coding region runs from base 253 to 1827 and encodes 524 amino acids. The record is from RefSeq and is a predicted model, not a curated record. Gene Ontology annotation, cellular component: nucleus. NCBI's taxonomy places the organism in Eukaryota, Metazoa, Chordata, Mammalia, Rodentia, Caviidae.